This is a messenger RNA of Galeopterus variegatus (Sunda flying lemur), 984 nucleotides long. RefSeq lists its product as uncharacterized. Bases 1 to 984 code for a protein of 327 amino acids. Lineage: Eukaryota; Metazoa; Chordata; Mammalia; Dermoptera; Cynocephalidae. The record is from RefSeq and is a predicted model, not a curated record. The transcript has a single exon.
AUGUCUGGACACCAGGUGAGCCGUUCCAACCCUUACAGCUGUUUGAGCCAUCCCAACAAUGUGUCCUUUCCAGCCCGAACUCCAGGCUGGACCCAGUGCCCCAGGCUGAAUGGGGUUAACAGCCUCAAGCGUCCCCGCAUCCCUAAUGGGAAUGGUUCGGAGUUCAGCAGCUACAGAGGCCACUUGGAGCAGCCUUUCAACCCCAGCUCCCCCAGACUUCCACUGCAGAGAAUCUGCAUGGGCCGGCCCUACAACUCCAAGUGCGUAGAGACAAGUCAUCUGGCGAACAACCCCAAGGUGGCCAGAAAGCCUGCUUGUCAUGGCAGCCCCCACUGCCUGCUCUGUACAGACCGUCCCUCAGACCCCUCCAGCCCCACCUUCCUGGACCACAUCAUCAAAGGCAUCAAUUACCUGGACCGAUCUGCCAGUGCCUUCUGCAACAACUACCCCAAAACCUCACUAAGCGCGCCAAGGCGUACAGCCAACUAUCUGGAACGAGCCACCAACUCCCUCAACCUGGACAACCUGUACCCCUGUAGGCCCCACAGUUACUCCAUCCCCAGAGCCAACAUGGCUACCUCUGACAAGCCCGCGCCAAGGCGUACAGCCAACUAUCUGGAACGAGCCACCAACUCCCUCAACCUGGACAACCUGGACCCCUGUAGGCCCCACAGUUACUCCAUCCCCAGAGCCAACAUGGCUACCUCUGACAAGCCCACCAACAGCACCUGCAUGGUGACAUCCACCAGGGGUGCCAGUGCUUUGGAGUGCCUGGAUGACCCUACCAUCACAAGUUGCCUGCGCCGGCCUCAGUGCCGGAACCUCAACCCCACGCUGCCACAGAGGCCAGGUGUAAAGUUGCCUGAGAUCCCCUUGUUCGGCAAUGGGCUCUUUUCCUUAGGAAGUCUGCCCAAGUUCUGGGAAGCAAUACGUUCAGGCUGGAGAGCCCCUGAACCCAACUCCAAACCCUCUAGCUGGUGGUGA